Molecule: messenger RNA, 1644 nt
Organism: Alternaria atra
Lineage: Eukaryota; Fungi; Ascomycota; Dothideomycetes; Pleosporales; Pleosporaceae
Exons: 3
Coding region: 1-1644 (547 amino acids)
Cellular component (GO): lipid droplet
Source: RefSeq, a predicted model, not a curated record
AUGUCGGCCUCGACCGAGUCGAGCGCUACUAAUGUAGACUCUCAUACUGAGGAUGCGCCCCGGGUUGAAGCGCUGUUUCUCAUCAAAUUCGACAAGAAAGUCGGCUACACAAUUGCUUGGAAGCGCACGACAUCACCAGAUAUUACCCUAGACAAUGCCGUUGAAUACAAAUCGCUACCCUCGGGUCUACACUCGGUCCAGAAUGACCUCGUUUACUUUACCCAUGACGGCUAUGCUGGGCUCAGCGCGUUCGCAAAGGGUGACGCGAGCGCAGAGGAUCGCAACGCCACCUUCGUUUCCGUCGGCAUACUAGUGAAGAAAGAAGGCAGAUUCGGAAGACUGGGGAGAAGUUGGCUGCUUGCCGGUCGUUUGGAGAAGUUGGCUGCGUCCCUGGCGGACGACCCGGAGGCCGUGACGCCCCUGGACGAGUUCUGGCAGGACCAGGUCUCGAGACAUGGCAAAGGAGAGACGUCGGAUGACGGCGAGGCAAAGGGCCACAACAGGGCGCGCGCCAUAUCGACCGUGAGCGCUGUGAUCAAAGACGAGGAGCGCCUCCCAGACUACCACCCAGCUCUGUCGAUCCAGCGCUUCCUGGAUAUAUUCGGGCCAUUGGUCUUCCGGCUGCAGCAGGCCGCCCUGUUGAGAAAACGCAUUCUCUUCGUUGGCGUCCCGCCGGUCAGGACUGCUUGCGAGUUCGCCUAUAACCUCUCUGUCCUCUCUAGUAUAUCGCCCCGCGACACCGAACGGCUCGCACCAGAAACCGAAAACCUCCUGCGCCUACCCUCCCUUUUCUCCGUUGGCGUACACGACAUCCCUCUUCUCGAAGACCUUUGCAACCCCAAACAUGGCGCACACACACCGGGUCUUGAGCCGUCAGAGGGUUGGGUUGCGUGCACGACUGACGAGAUCAUCGCCACAAAGACCCAGUUAUACGACAUUAUAGUCGAACUGCCACCCACAUACGAUGCGCCACCGCAAGAGCGACGCUGGCCACGGAUACGGACCAGCGAUGGCAGCCUGAUCAAGGCCAGCCAGCGGGACGUUGCGCGCUACAAACUACUGCAUAAGGAGCUCUUCAAACAGCGAAAUAGAUCGGAAACAUCGCCCGAGCCAUAUACCGACGAAGAAAACGACGACACAGCGCCCCUAUUGUCGCGUGACGAAGUUGACACGAAACGUGCCGACGACGACUUCAACGAAGCAUACGACGACACGAUGGUGGAGCCGACAACAUGGUCAAGGCUUGCAUACAUGGGCUAUAUGUGGUGGGCUUCAGCUGGCGAGAGAGAUGCAUACACGACCGCGGAGCGGGAGACGGAUCGAGAGCUGAUUGGCGACCUCUCCGCGUACUCGCAGUCGUUGGAGACAGCAAUAAUCGCCUACUUCCAUCGGCAAUCCUCCCUACUCAUACGGUCGCUAUCGCAGAUUAUCGAAGCUGAUACACACGGCGAGAGAGAAGAAGACGAUAAUGACAGCGGUGCAGUCAUUGUCGAUAGAGACGACCUGUCCCGGAUGGGACUAGACACAUGGUCAGAGGCCGACCGCGCCUUUGUGCAGGAGUUUGGCAGUCUAUACUUUGGGCAUACUGUUGGGGUCAAGGGUAGUGAGGUGGAAUGUUGCGGUCUGAGGGUCCCUAUCUUCUAG